GUGCCACGGGCGCCCUCACUCCUUCCGAGGGCGGGAAGCCCAGGAUCCCUGAGAAGACGCUCCAUUGAGGGGGGCAGCGCGACAGGGGCCGCCGGAGACUGACCGGCGCCUGGGACGCCAUGAACCCCGACGGGGGCCCGCAGCACAGCCCCGGGGGAGAAGCGGGGCGGACGCCGCAGGCCGAAGAAGCUUUGGAAGCCGCUUCCCUCCGCUUCUCCCGGGAGGAGUGGGCAGCGACGGGGGACCGGGAGGAAGGCCGGUGCCGGAGCGUGCAGCGGAGACAAAGGUUUUGUCUCUUUCCAGGUCUCAGGGCCCCGCGACCAGCUUUCCCGUGUCACCACCGCGGGCUCCAGGAGGAGGACCCCGAGGACUCUGAUGAAGAAUGGACUCCAAGGCAGCGAGUGAAACCUUCUUGGGUGGCCUUCAGAAGGGAACAGAGUAAACACCAGAAAGCAACAUCCAGGGUGCCAUUAAGCAAUGAAUACAGUUUAAAGGAAUUGUCAGGAACAGCAAAUGUGAUGACUGCAAGUGACUCAGAGCAGGCCCAGAAACCAGUGUCCUCUCCUGGAGAAGCAUGUGUCUUUGGAAAGCACACUAGACGAAAAUCGGAACUCAGGAGAAAGGAGAUGGACGUGAAGAUGUACAGCCUACAGGAAAGGAAGGGCCAUGUGUACCAAGAGGUCACCGAGCCCCAGGAUGAUGACUACCUUUAUUGUGAGAAGUGUCAGAACUUCUUCAUCGACAGCUGUGCUAUGCAUGGGCCCCCUACAUUUGUAAAGGACCGUGCAGUGGACAAGGGGCAUCCCCACCGCUCAGCCCUCACCCUGCCCCCUGGGUUGCAAAUUGGGCCAUCCAGCAUCCCUGAGGCUGGGCUUGGAGUGUGGAAUGAAGCAGCUGAUUUGCCAGUGGGUCUGCACUUUGGCCCUUAUGAAGGACACAUCACAGAAGAUGAGGAGGCAGCCAAGAGCAGAUACUCCUGGCUGAUCGCCAAAGGGAGAAACUGCUAUGAGUAUGUGGAUGGAAAGGACAGAUCCUGGGCCAACUGGAUGAGGUUUGUGAACUGUGCCCGGGAUGAUGAAGAGCAGAACCUGGUGGCCUUUCAGUACCACAGGCAGAUUUUCUACCGAACCUGCCGGGUCAUCAGGCCAGGCUGUGAGCUGCUGGUCUGGUGCGGGGACGAGUAUGGCCAGGAGCUGGGCAGCAAGUGGGGCAGCAAGUGGAAGAGAGAGCUCACGGCUGGGAGAGAACCAAAACCAGAGGUGCACCCAUGUCCCUCUUACUCUCUGGCCUUCUCCAGUCAGAAAUUUCUCAGCCAACACGUGAAACUCAAUCAUCCCUCUCAGAUUCUCCAGGGAACAUCUGCAAGAAAACACCUCCAAGCAGAGGAACCCUGCCCAGAGGAUCAGAAUCAGCAGCAGCAACAUACUAGUACGCACAGCUGGAAUGAUAAAGCUGAAGGUCAAGAGGUGAAAGAAGGGUCCAAACAUUUGCUUAAAAGGAUCAGUCAGAGGAGAAUCUCAAGACCCUUUUUCCAACCUUCCAAAGAACAAAUGAGCUCUAGUGAGCACGAGAGAAUGAUGGAAGAAGAGCCCCAGAGAGGCCAGAAAGAGAACCCAGAGGACACAGGCAAGUUCUUUGUGAAAGCAGGAAUGUCAAAAAUUGUAACCAUCGAUCAUGGAGGGUGUUGGCAAGGCUUUAAUGAUGGGUCACAUCUCAUCACACAUCAGGAGACACACUCUGGGGAGAAGCCCUAUGUUUGCAGGGAGUGCGGGAGAGGCUUUACACAGCAGUCACAUCUUAUCAGACACCAGAGGACACACUCUGGGGAGAAGCCCUAUGUUUGCACUGACUGUGGACGAGGCUUUACACAGCAGUCACAUCUCAUCAGACACCAGAGGACACACUCUGGGGAGAAGCCCUAUGUUUGCAGGGAGUGUGGGCGAGGCUUUACACAGCAGUCACAUCUCAUCAGACACCAGAAGACACACUCUGGCGAGAAGCCCUAUGUUUGCAGGGGAUGCGGGAGAGGCUUUACACAGAAAUCAUAUCUCAUCGCACACCAGAGGACACAUUCUGGGGAGAAGCCCUAUGUUUGCAGGGAAUGCGGGCGAAGCUUUACCUGGAAGUCAGUUCUCAUCACACACCAGAGGACACACUCUGGGGAGAAGCCCUAUGUUUGCAGGGAGUGUGGGCGAGGCUUUACACGGAAGUCGUAUCUCAUCAGACACCAGAGGACACACUCUGGGGAAAAGCCCUAUGUAUGCAGGGAGUGCGGACGAGGCUUUACACGGAAGUUAUAUCUCAUCACACACCAGAGGACACACUCUGGGGAGAAGCCCUAUGUAUGCAGGGAGUGCGGACGAGGCUUUACCUGGAAGUCAGUUCUCAUUGCACACCAGAGGACACACUCUGGGGAGAAGCCCUAUGUUUGCAGGGAGUGUGGGCGAAGCUUUACACAGCAGUCACAUCUCGUUGCACACCAGAGGACACACUCUGGGGAGAAGCCUUAUGUUUGUAGGGAGUGUGGGCGAGGCUUUACACAGAAGUCAGUUCUCAUCGCACACCAGAGAACACACUCAGGGGAGAAGCCCUAUGAUUGCAGGGAGUGCGGGAGAGGCUUUACACGAAAAUUAUAUCUCAGUGCACACCAGAGGACACACUCUGGGGAGAAGCCCUAUGUUUGCAGGGAGUGCAGGCGAGGCUUUACACAGCGGUCACAUCUCAUCAGACACCAGAGGACACACGCUGGGGAGAAGCCCUAUGUUUGCAGGGAGUGCGGGCGAGGCUUUACACAGAAGUCAUAUCUCAUUACACACCAGAGGACACACUCUGGGGAGAGGCCCUAUGUUUGCAGGGAGUGUGGGCGAGGCUUUACACGGAAGUUAUAUCUCAUCACACACCAGAGGACACACUCAGGGGAGAAGCCCUAUGUUUGCAGGUGGAGUGAGUGAGUUAUUAGCAUUAAGUCACAUAUCAAUAGCCAUAGGAAGUCUACAUUCCCUUACUCUCCCCAAGAUUGUAAUUAGUGGAGAAGUAACUGGUUAAACAAACCCUCCAGUUUCAUGACAAGAGAUGGACAAACAGUUCCACAGUAAUAUGGGAAUGCCAGCAACAAAUUCAUUCAUGGUUUUUUGACCUGUUAUAAAACAUUUUGUCUCCAUACACAUUUUCCUCAUCACUGAAAGCAGAGGGUUUCUGAAGAACUCCCUGCCACAAAAGACUCAUACUCUCAGCCACAGAAAUUUGAGGCCUGCAAAUGUAUAAUCUGGAGUCAGUCUACUUUGGUUACUGCGCAGAGAGAGGGAUUAGAGACAGACUCAUCAGGGAAGGGAAUUUCCUGGACUCCUCAGAAAGGGGCCUUUUCUCCUAAUCAGCUCCGCACCCCUCCUUCAGUGGCUUCUCUUGGCUCUUCUCCUAGUUUCCUACAACCUCUGGAGCCACAGAGGUGAAUGAAUGGCAGGGAGGGAUGGAUGCUUGUGCACGGGUGUGAGCCUGGCUCAGUCUGGGCACUUGGUCUUCCUUACUCCUUGCUGCCCCUUCAGGGUCAGCAUUUCCUGGUGCACAGCACACAGAUUCCACAUCAGUCCAUAGUAGGUGAGAGUCUCGGCUCUGUCUCCUCCAGCUGUGUGACCUAAGGCAAGAUUCUCAACUUCUCUCUGCUUCCUAGUCUGUUCAGUGGAAAUGGGAACUCCAGCCUUUCAGUUUGACAUUCAAAGUUGAGUCAGCACAGACAGAAUCUGGCAAGAGGUCACUGAGAUCGCAAGUCCUGCUGAACAGUUUUCAGUGCCCAUGUCUUGCAGGUCUUUAGUGCUGGACUAAGGAAGAUAAGGACAGGGUAGGGGUCUGCAGCCAAAUUCAGAAUUUGAGCAGACCUCACUGCUUUCUCCACAUAGACUCAGCUGCCCUGAGGAGGCCUGAGGUAGGAGAUGUGCUUCCCUCUAGGUCACCACCCUCUCACUGACCCUGAGCAUCCUCAGAGCCUCCUCAACACAGGCAGGUGGUGCUGAGAGUGGCCUGUGAAAAAAGACCCUCACCCACCCCUUGCUGAGAACUGACACUGGGAACAGCACCUGCCUGCACUGGGGUGUUAGGGUAGAUGGCGAGCCAAGGCAGGGAGGACGAGGAAGAUGGUUUUCACCCACUGACUCAGCAGUCCUUCGCCUGGUCCAGUUCUAUUGCCAGAUGUUCCAACAUCACAAAAAAUACCAUGCUAACACGUUGAAAUCCUAGGUAUUGUUUCCACUAUCUGGCAAAGGCUUUCAAAGUGUAUUCAUCCCAAGGCCUAGAAGAUGGGAGGGGAUUCGCAGCAUUCAUGGAAAGGGCCCAUAAAACAAAUUUGGCUAAUAGCUUUCCUCUGGCCACUACCUGUUUUAUGAGAGGGUCCCUAGUGCUUACAGAAAGAGCCCAUAGGUAACUUUGGGUAACGGCCUCAACUUAACUGUAACUGUCUCCUGUCACAGAUCUAUUGUACAAGAUGACCAAAUGGGGUCAGAAGUGAGAUAAGGAUUCAGGCUAAUGACCGCCACACAUACCUACGUUUGGGUAGUCACUUUCCCCAUGGAAGCUGGCACCACUUUUACCCACCAAUCAGUAUCUAACUGCUUCACCUCCCAUCCCAACUAUGUAAGUCCUCAGGACAAAGGGCCUGGUGCUCUUGCCAUCCAAGCUCUUGCCUUUCACCCCCACCUCAGCAAGACCUGUUCUCUUCCAUGAGAAUGUGUCACUAAUAAACCCUGCUUGCACGCUAAUACACUUGAUCUGUAAUCCUUUACUGUGCUGGCAAGAAGGACCGGGUUUCUCCUGUGACAGGUGUACCCAGUCUGCAUGUGGCAAUUCAUGAAGCUCAACACAGCAGGUUCUGUAAUCCACUCUCCUUGUGCCUGGGUCCCACAGGCCUUCAUACAUCACUGACACCAUAUUGAAAUGAGUACUUAUUUUAUCUUUAAACUUUUGUUUGUAAGUCUGAUGGGAUAAUCACAUGCACAAUGUUGGUCGUUCCUAGCCAUCCAUCCACAAAUAAUGUCCACAAUGGCCCAGGAGCACAAAAUUCCCAUGGACCCAGUGGGUGGGAGUCCAUCAGGACUCAGGGUGAGAACAGGGUAAACAUCUACAUCUGCAUAAGCAUAAGGAAGGGUGCUAACAGCUCCCAGAGGCACUUUUCUAAGAACCAGAGCUGAGUUCAAUACACAGAGAUGGAAAACAUUUAGUGAGGACCCCAUCGUACCCUCUCCUGUGUGAGGGAGACCUAAGCAUGACCCACCCUGUUCCUGCUGGGGUGGGUUCACCAGUGGGGGACACCCACCCCCAUGAACUGGAACAAUGACCUUUCUGUCUUCCCGGUGCCAAGCUUGUAAAGAGUGUCUACAUGAACUACAUGGAUUUCAAUAAUAAAUAUCCACUAUUA
Artibeus jamaicensis (Jamaican fruit-eating bat) is the source of this 5404-nucleotide messenger RNA. Its product is annotated as histone-lysine N-methyltransferase PRDM9-like. Gene Ontology annotation, cellular component: nucleus. Gene Ontology annotation, biological process: positive regulation of reciprocal meiotic recombination; regulation of DNA-templated transcription. The record is from RefSeq and is a predicted model, not a curated record. The transcript is spliced from 12 exons. NCBI's taxonomy places the organism in Eukaryota, Metazoa, Chordata, Mammalia, Chiroptera, Phyllostomidae. Gene Ontology annotation, molecular function: DNA-binding transcription factor activity, RNA polymerase II-specific; zinc ion binding; protein binding. Bases 120 to 2951 code for a protein of 943 amino acids.